Messenger RNA from Oryzias latipes (Japanese medaka), 4766 nucleotides. Its product is annotated as transmembrane protein 132C. The record is from RefSeq and is a predicted model, not a curated record. Lineage: Eukaryota; Metazoa; Chordata; Actinopteri; Beloniformes; Adrianichthyidae.
GGAUAAAGAUGUUGCAACCUUUCAUAUAUUCAGAGAGACGUGAUGCUCCAUCGUUCCCCGCGCAGACAACACCUCCCGAUGUGCGUAACUGGCAGUCAUUGUCACUGUUUUCUCCCCCUUUGCUCCUCUCGACGCGCAUUGGACGGGCUGAUGGUGCGUAAGCCUCUGACUCCGCUCCCUGCACUCUCCCUACAUAAACAUAGAAAGAUGAAGGUUAAAAAGGGGACCUUCGCUGAACUGAUUAUGUACCUGAUGCCAAAGUCUUAUUAGAGAGGACAGGCGAGCGGUCGGUCCUGCGCGCUGCUCGCUGUGGUUGCUGUUGGAGUUGCGCACCGGACUUCCAGAAACCGUAAAGCUCUACCACUGUGGAUAUCUCUUCUCCCGUGGCACGACGUGAACUUUUCUACCUUUGUACAUGUGGCCAUGCAUGAGAUCAGAGGAGAACGGCAUUCGUUCGCUCCAAAGUGUCGGACUCUACGCGCCUCGCCGCAUCCAAGUUCAGGAAUCUGGUGAUUCUGGGGACAGAAACUGAACCAACUGGUAGCGGAAUUGAAUAUAUUUUCUUUUCAGCUGUGCUCUUCUUCCUUUCUCUUGUACUGAUGGGAUUUUCUUCAAGAAGAACUGUUUAAAGGCAUCCCAGUUUGAAAAUGCCGGAAGGACUUGCGCAAAGCUCCUCGAAAUCCUAUCUGUUCUGAAAUGUUCCUGACUAAACCAGGUGUCGACAAAGCUUUUUAGUCAAACUUGGACAGUGUGAUCCAAACCUGAGGCGUGCCAUCACUUUGAGAACACACGCAGUGCCAUUUUUAUGACCGACGCUGCAUCCAGGGGCUUUCUAUUCUAGUCCAAUUUAAAAUCCUCCUUUUGCGCGCACCUUUUUGCAGGGAUACUUGUUUUCCAACGUCUCCAGCAACCAUGUUGCAUGUGCUCCAGAUGUUGGCGUUACUUUGGACAGUAGCCGACUGUCGAGUCUUGGGUGGUUUGCAGAGAUAUUCCUCCAUUCCCACAUACCUGCCUGUCAACUACCAGCUGUUCAAUGCUGACUUGGCCUUUUUCCUGAAAGAGGCCAAUCAAGACUUCAUGAGGAACUCUAGCCUGACGUCACGAACUGAAUCGUUCUUCAUCUACCAGGCCAGAAGUUUCCCCUCAGUGAAUGCCAGCUAUGGGCCCCUCUCUGUGGAGCAGCCUAUCCCGGUGGAGCUACUACAGAGCCCAGGAACAUUUCCUGCCUCUUCAGUGUUUACCUUUAACUGGAAGGUGCAGACAUAUAUCAUGAAUACUAGGAUUCAUUUAGCCAAACCUAAAGUUCAGGUGCUGUUUUACGUAGGGGGUAGGGACUGGGAUGACUACAGCGCCACAGACAAGUUGCCCUGCGUGCACAUGUUUGCUUUCCAUGAAACCCAGGAGGUGCGCGGCAAUUGCCAGCUGAAAGGGUUGCUGGGGCUGUGUGUGGCUGAGUUGGAGCCACUGGCCAGCUGGUUCAGCCCACCCAGCGUAGUGCCAGGACGCCAGAGGAGCUUGGAAGUGUCCGAAGGCACUUCAGUGGAGCUCUACUACAUGCUGCAGUCCAUCGAGGCAGGAGAGUGCCACUCAGAGGAGUCCAGAAGAGACAGCUUCAUCCGCUCAAGUCAAGAGGGGCUGUUUGGGUCCUACACCUCCACGCCACUGAAAAGGAUUGGUGGGGUGAAGCUGUAUCAGAACCCGCCUGAGCCCCCUCUUGCUGAAUACAGGUUGGAUGAUAACUUCAUGGUCAUGGUGCCUUCCAUACCGAUGAGACAGAGGGAAACAGUGUCUGCCUUUAUUACCAUGUCAGCCUACUCCACUGCGGAAAUGUUUACUCUCAGAGUGAAGUUGAAAGAAGGAGUGACGUUUCUUGGCGCUCGUCCCAGCAACCCCACCCAGUGGAUAGUUAGCCAGGAUGUGAGGAGUGAAGGACAUCGAGUGGUGACGCUCCACUGCCACAGGAAGGAGUCCACUUAUGAGCGACAAAGGUCAGACAUGGCAGUUCAACGGGUGCUCCAGGUGGAUCUCAAGCUGGAAACUUUCCCGGAGCCAACAGGCAGCCGCUGGAUGGCCUGGCAGGUGGAGUACCCUGUCAGCCGUGUUGCCUCACAAGAGACCGAGACGGAAAUCCGCCUGGCACAAGAAGAGCUGGCGGGCAUCGUGCCGCUGGCCAUGGACAAUGAGAUUUUGAACACGGCUGUCUUGACGGGAAAGACUGUUGCUGUCCCAGUUAUGGUGGUGACCGUCGGAACAGACUCCUCUGUAACUGAUGUCUCUGAAUCGGUGACGUGUCGCUCAACAGACGAGGACGUGGUGAAGGUGUCUGACAGGUGCGACUACAUUUUUGUAAAUGGCAAGGAGAUGAAGGGCAAGGUGAAGAUGAUGGUGAAUUUCACUUACGGAUACCUAAGUGCUCAGCUGGAGCUCAGCGUGUGGAUCCCUCGACUCCCCCUACAGAUCGAGGUGUCAGACGCGGAGCUGAGCCAGAUCAAAGGGUGGAGGGUUCCCAUCAUUUCCACCGACCAGCGGUCGACACGGGACAGCGAGGAUGAAGAUGAUGAAGACAGACGAGGCCGAAGCUGCUCUCUGCAGUACCAACACGCCAUUGUGAAAGUCCUGACUCAUUUUGUUGCUGAAUCUGCUGAUUCACAAGGACAAACCAGCUUCUUGCUGGGAUCUGACUGGCAGGUGGACAUCACAGAGAUGGUGUGGGAUUUCCUGAAAGUAGUGAAUCCUCAAAUCGCAAAGUUACUGGACAGGAGGAUUCUGGUAGGGGUGGACAUUGGGGUGACAGUUAUUCAGGUUUUAUCUCCACUGUCAGACUCAAUCUUGGCAGAGAAGGCUAUAACUGUAGUGGAUGACAAGGUGACCAUCACAGAGCUGGGGGUCCAGCUGGUUACGGGCCUCUCCAUGAGCCUCCAGUUAAGUCCAGGGAGCAACAAAGCCAUCCUGGCCACGACCACCACACAGGAAGUGCUACAAAGCCCCAAACAGGAGGCCUUGAUCAGCGCAUGGCUCCAGUUCAGUGAUGGUUCUGUGGCUCCUCUGGACCUUUACAGUCCAGACUCCUUCAUCCUGACGGCCACUUCCUUAGAUGAAGAAGUGGUCACAGUGCAGCAGGACCCCUCGUGGAAAUGGCCUGUCAUCGUUACAGAGGCAGAAGGUCAAGGCCUCCUCGUUCGAGUAGAAAUGACUGUGUGCGAAGUCUGUAAAAAAUUCAAGCGGCGCAGCAUACUAGCAGCUGGCAACUGUAAUGUCAGGGUCAAGUUUGGACAUAAUGACAGCUCAAAGGGAGGGAACAGUGACUAUGGUCUGGAUGGAGAUGAUACCGAGAGCAGAGGCAGGUUCUCCUCCUCCCAGGACAAGACUGGGCUAGAAAACCCCUACUAUGGCAGUUCCAUAUCUGAAAUAGAGGACGGAGUGCUGCGGAGAGCUACCACAACAAGAAGCGAAAUAAUACGGCGACCUAAUGGGGGCAAACUCUCAGAUGAUGGCAAUCAAAAGAUACAGACUGACUUUGGGGACUUCCCAGCACAAAUAGAUCUGCCUCGAGGCCGCAAUAUGGACGACGAGCUCCUUCAGUCGACACGUGGACUGACAGACCUAGAGAUUGGCAUGUACGCCCUGCUUGGGGUCUUCUGCCUCGCCAUCCUGGUCUUUCUUAUCAACUGCAUUUCUUACACCCUCAAAUUCCGCCACAAAGAGCUCUCCAUUGAGGGCCAGGAGAACAUGAACCACGCCCAUGACUGGGUGUGGCUGGGGAACGAGUCAGAGCUGCUGGAGAGCCAGGUGAGCCUUUCUCCUCAGAGGGAAGAACAAACCUCCAUCAUGGACUCGAGCAGUGGCCUCGAGGAGGGCAGCCACCUGCUGAACGGCGGUUCCAUCCAGAAAAAUGUGCAGAGCCAGGUGCACCGGGCACCAGACACAAGCUGCAUAUCAAAGGACAGCAAAGGAGACUCCCCAACCACCAAGAGGAAGAGAGUCAAGUUCACCACUUUCACCACUAUCUCCUCAGACAAUAGCUAUUCCACUGUAAACACACUGACUGGAAGCCGCAGCCAGGACAUUAAGUGGGUAUGCCAAGACGUGCAGCUGGGAGACCCUAGUGAGUUGCGCAAUUACAUGGAAAGGUUAAAUGACAGUGCUUUAAAGGAGGCGUUAUAACAGACUGUGCACUCGUUACAAACUCACCCUAAUGCCUUCCAAAGGAUACCGAGUCUUAACAGACCUAUGCGAAGUAGAUCAAGAAGGGAAUUUACCACAAAAUCACCAGAAACUGCCAAAGGGUCAUAACAUUCAAAAGACUGUCAAGAUUUCACAAAUGAUAAUCCACCAUGUAUAAGAAUUCCAGAAAAUUAUUUUCCUGUUAGCUUAUUAGAGAUAAUUACCUUUUUUUUUUUAAUCAUCCUUUUAUUGUUAAGAGUGUUCCGAAUGAACUGAUGGUCCCUGGAUUUGACAUAACCUGAGACAUGGCCUGAAGUUGAAAAUGUGUUGAAUGACUUUGGAACUUUUGUACAACUUUGAAUAGUAAUUUCUUAUGUGACAUUUGAAUUCUGUUGAAGAGCUGUGAUUGGCUAAAUCAAGCUAAAGAGGAAUAUCUGCAUGUUUUAAGGGAAAAAAGGCACAAGUUUCCAGGUCAUUCCCAUUUCCCUUGGCAAGGCAGAAAACCUGUUAUGUAUAUAAUGAACGGUUCUAAAGCAUUGUAUUGUUGAUCUGUAUAUUGUAUUUUCAUAUCAUUUAUGGAAUACACAACGAUGUCAAAAGUA